Molecule: messenger RNA, 991 nt
Organism: Gastrolobium bilobum
Lineage: Eukaryota; Viridiplantae; Streptophyta; Magnoliopsida; Fabales; Fabaceae
Exons: 3
Coding region: 136-666 (176 amino acids)
Source: RefSeq, a predicted model, not a curated record
CUGUAUAGAUAGAGACCUUUGCUUACUUCACCCUCCUUCCCUCUAUUCAUUCAUUCUCCCUUAUCUCUCUCAUUUUCUUAAUCUUUUUUCUCUUUUGUUUGCUUCCAGAACCUUAAAGAGAACUAAGAGAGAUAGAUGGGGAACUGUCAAGCUGUGGAUGCUGCAGUCCUUGUGAUCCAGCAUCCAUGUGGGAAGAUAGAGAGGUUGUAUUGGCCAAUCACUGCAAGUGAGGUCAUGAGGACUAAUCCAGGUCACUAUGUGUCUUUGAUAAUACCAUUGCCUGUGCCACCACAGGGACAGAACCAAGAGCAGAAGACCGUGCGUUUUACCCGUGUUAAGCUGCUCCGGAGUAAUGAGACUCUCAAUCUUGGCCAUGCUUACAGGCUUCUCACUACUCAAGAGGUUAUGAAGGUCUUGAAAGCAAAGAAGCAUGCAAAGACGAGGAAGCCACAGGCAGAGACAGUUGAUAAACAGCACACAGUGCAGCCUGAAAAGCAGAGUUCACCAAGUGAGUCACAGACAGGAGGGGAGUCCGAAACAGGAAAGACAUAUCAGGGAAUGAGAGCAGAGAGACACAGGCCAAGGGCGGCGCAGGCAAAUCCCGCUGUACUGAGAUCAAAAUCCUGGCGCCCCUCUUUACAAAGCAUCUCAGAAUCGGCAAGUUGAUUGGUGCAAAGUUGUGACAUGCAUAAUGGCUCAUAGGACAUUAUUUGACUACCUCUUUCAUGUCGGAUGUUCCUCCUAGAUAAUUUGUGACACAUAGGCAUGGAAAUUCAACAGAGGUUUGAACUUUGAACCAAGAUUUCUCUUCCAACGCCAAUCACACACUCAACUGCAAAACCAUGCUCCAGAGAUAACAUGUAUGUAUAGCCCCAACAAGAAGAAAAAAAAAAAAAGUAAUGAAUGUAAAAAUAUAAAAGAAGUGAGUUUUGUGAUUGAUAUAGUUUACAGCAUCCACAUCUUCCUUUUAAUUAUUAGCAAAUGAGCAAUU